Molecule: messenger RNA, 1603 nt
Organism: Paramecium pentaurelia
Lineage: Eukaryota; Ciliophora; Oligohymenophorea; Peniculida; Parameciidae
Source: the annotation of a GenBank genome assembly
AUGUCCAAAUUUUAAUAAGAUGGUAUAACCAUCUGUUUACUGGGAGGGUUCCAGAAGUGGCCUUCCAGUGCCCAACAUUCCUUCACUCCUCAUAAAUGUGGAUUAAGGGUAUAAAAUUUGACAUUACUAUUUUCAAGUUUGUUAAAUAAUUUACAUGGCAUUAUAAGGAUUAUUUAUAGAAAUUGAAUGGCAAACCAAUUUAAGUGCCAGUAAGGAUUCUUACUACUCCUAAUGAAGGUAAGUAUUAAUUAAAUUUUGAUAGGAAAAUAUAAUGAUGGUUAUGAUAAUGAAAAUCAUGAUCUCAUAAUUAGAUAAUAUGACAAAUUAUACAAUAGCAAAAAGAAUAUGUAAGUUAUGUGAGAUUAAUAAUUAAGAACAUACAUUUGUGAGGCUCUUUUAGGUGCAGGAACAUUUGGCUAAGUUAUCAAAUGUAGUAUAGAAGGAACAAAAUAAUAAGUUGCAAUAAAGGUAUUAUAUUAGGAGGAUAAUUAGAUCAUAAAAAAUUAACCUGCAUUUUAAAAAUAACAAAAAAUAGAAAUCAAUGUAUUAAGAACUCUCUAAACAUUCUCAAAAGAAUAAAAUAUUUAAAAAAAUCGUAUAAUCUAACUAAAUGAUUAAUUUCCACACAAGAAACAUGCUUGCCUAGUUUUCCCUUUAUUGGCAUAAAAUUUAUUUGAAGUGAUGAAAACAAAUAAAUAAGAAGCAUUUAGUGUGUCUUUAGUCAGAAAAUUUCUCAAUCAAAUAGUAACAGGACUUACAGUUGCAGAAUAAUGUGGAGUUGUUCAUGCAGAUUUAAAACCAGAGAAUAUAAUGAUAGAAUAAAAACAACCUAUAUUGGAUGAUUGUUCUCUUUAAAUCAUUGAUUUUGGAUCCAGUUGCUUUUUGAAUGAUAAACAUCCUUAUAUAUACAUUCAAAGCAGAUUCUAUAGAGCUCCAGAAAUAAUAUUAGAGAAUCAUAAUUAUACUAGUAUUAAUAUGGAACUAUGAAUUAUUAGCUAAAAUUGAUAUUUGGAGUUUAGGUUGCAUUGCAGUUGAAUUAUUAUAUGGUAAUCCUCUUUUUCCAUGUUUCGAUCAAUAUUCUUGUUUAGAAAGAAUAAUUCAAGUUACCAAACCUACAAUAAGUAAUAAAUUAUAUAUAUAAUAUUUUAGCUAUGCAGGGAUAUGUUAAAAAUGCCCCUGCAUCAAAAAAAUACUUUAACUUACUUUAAAAUAAUAUUUUUUAAUUAAAAUCAAGGGAACAAUUCACAGCUGAAUUUCCUUAAAUAAAAACUAGGGAAGGGUAUAACUUGAUGCAUCCAAUUAAGAAACUUACAGAUCUAGCUCAAUAUUAUAAUUAAUAAUCUUCUAAAGGUAUUUAAUAAAUAUCAUAUUUGAAUAGAUUAACCUACAUUCAAUUAAUUUCUAGAUUUUGUAUAAAAAUGUCUUGAAUGGGAACCAAAUGCUAGAAUGUCCGCCGAGGAUGCUAGUUAACACCCAUUUUUGACUGGAUAAAACUAAGGAUUUGAAAUCAAUAUUGAUUUAGAGGACUUAUUUGCAAAAUUGGAUACUUAAUCUAAUUAAAGUAGUACUUCCUCUUUUUAUGAAGACCAACCAGAGUUUUGAG